ACAAAGGACACACCACCACUAUGUGUGACGAUGACGUAGCGGCCCUUGUAAUUGACAAUGGCUCCGGUAUGUGCAAGGCCGGUUUCGCCGGAGACGAUGCCCCAAGAGCUGUCUUCCCAUCCAUCGUAGGAAGACCCCGUCACCAGGGUGUGAUGGUUGGUAUGGGACAGAAGGACAGCUACGUGGGAGAUGAAGCCCAGAGCAAGAGAGGUAUCCUGACCCUUAAGUACCCCAUCGAGCACGGUAUCGUUACUAACUGGGACGAUAUGGAGAAGAUCUGGCAUCACACCUUCUACAAUGAGUUGCGUGUGGCACCAGAGGAACACCCCGUGCUCCUGACUGAGGCCCCGCUUAACCCAAAAGCCAACAGAGAAAAGAUGACACAGAUCAUGUUCGAGACCUUCAACACACCCGCCAUGUACGUUGCCAUCCAGGCUGUACUCUCACUGUACGCCUCUGGUCGUACCACCGGAAUCGUCUUCGACUCCGGUGACGGUGUCUCUCACACUGUACCAAUCUACGAGGGAUACGCCCUCCCCCACGCCAUCCUCCGUCUGGACUUGGCCGGUCGUGACUUGACCGACUACCUGAUGAAGAUCCUCACAGAGCGUGGAUACUCCUUCACAACAACUGCCGAGCGUGAAAUCGUUCGUGACAUCAAGGAGAAACUCUGCUAUGUUGCCCUCGACUUCGAGCAGGAGAUGCAGACCGCUGCUUCAAGCUCCUCCCUGGAGAAGAGCUACGAGCUCCCCGACGGUCAGGUCAUCACCAUCGGCAACGAGCGUUUCAGGUCCCCGGAGGCCAUGUUCCAGCCGGCCUUCCUUGGCAUGGAAAGUGCCGGUAUCCACGAAACCACAUACAACAGCAUCAUGAAGUGCGACGUGGACAUCCGUAAGGACCUGUACGCCAACACUGUCCUCUCCGGUGGUUCCACCAUGUUCCCCGGCAUCGCCGACAGGAUGCAGAAGGAGGUCACAGGCCUUGCCCCACCCACAAUGAAGAUCAAGAUCAUCGCUCCCCCAGAGAGAAAGUACUCCGUAUGGAUCGGUGGCUCCAUCCUUGCCUCCCUGUCCACCUUCCAACAGAUGUGGAUCAGCAAGCAGGAGUAUGAUGAGUCUGGCCCCAGCAUUGUUCACCGCAAGUGCUUCUAAA
Messenger RNA from Asterias rubens (European starfish), 1152 nucleotides. RefSeq names its product actin, cytoplasmic-like. Bases 21 to 1151 code for a protein of 376 amino acids. The record is from RefSeq and is a predicted model, not a curated record. The transcript has 4 exons. NCBI's taxonomy places the organism in Eukaryota, Metazoa, Echinodermata, Asteroidea, Forcipulatida, Asteriidae.